AUGCUCCGCGCGUCCGUGCAGCCUGACGAGGUCAGCUACUCGACUGUCUGUAACGCGUGCUCCCGCAUGGGCGAGGUGGAGCGCGCCGAGGCGUGGGCGGAGCGCAUGCAGAACGGAGGAGUGCGGCCCACCGGUGACGCCUGGUGGGACAACGACGGGCCGCUGCACACGCCUAAGCCGCUGAGGAAGGCGCUGUACUGUUUCUGCUCGGAGGGCCCCGCUGCUGUGGUCGAGCACCUGGAGCGCGCGCUCGAGCUCCAGUGGGUCUACGGGUUCCCCCGGGUGCCCCCCGGGGAGGCGCAGCUGACGCACGGCAUAUACAAGUACGUCGGCGGAAUGCAGCCGUCCACCGCGAAGGAGUUCCUGAAGCUGGCGCCGCCGGGGUCUCGGCUCGUGCUGGACCCCUUCUGCGGCUCGGGCACCGUGCUGGUGGAGGCCCUCGCGGGCGGCAUGGACGCCGUGGGCUGCGACGUGUCGCCUCUCGGCGUGUUCGUCUCCUCGCACCACUGCGACCUCGCCCGCGUGGACGCGGAGGAGCUGGCCGCCGCCGCGCGAGAGGCCGCGGCGGGGCUGCAGCGCGGCCCGGAGGACUGGCGGGUGCUCCGCGCGCGCCUCGGCGCGAUGCGGCCGGGGCCCGUGCGGGACGCCCUCUGGUUCGUGCUCGCCGUGGCGGUGGCCACGGCCGCGCCGCCGCCGGCCACGGAGGACCCGGAGGGGAGGCGCGCGCGGCCGUACUUCCUCUCCGCGGCGCAGAGGUACUGCGCGGGCCUGGCCUCCCUGCGGGCGGCCGUGCCGCCGGGGUGCAGCGCCCGGGUGCUGCACGAGGACAACCGCGGGCUGCGCCUGGACCCCCCCGCGGACGCCAUCGUGACCUCGCCCCCCUACCCCGGGGUGUACGACUACCUCGCCACGGCCGGCCUGGCCCGCCGGCGGGUAGCCCGCGGCGCCGCCGGCGCCGCGCUGCCAGGCGCCGCGGGCGCCGCGGCCUCGGCGGUCGAGGAGCUGGGCGCCAGGCGUGGGUGGCUGGAGCGCGGCCCCGCGGAGUUCGCGGAGGCGUGGCAGCGCCAGCAGGAGCAGUGGCUGGCCGCCGCGUUCCGGAGCCUCCGCCCCGGGGGCACCGCGACGCUGAAGAUCGGCGACGGCGACGCCGAGCUGGAGGGGGGGCACUACGUGGACAACCUGGCGUCCACGCUGCGGGCCGCCGAGGCGGCCGGCUUCGCGGUCGUGGCCACGGCCACGAUCGAGAGUUGCGCGGACGAGGCCCACAAGACCCACGGCAUGCUGCGCACGGAGCACGCGGUCCACCUCCGGCGGCCGCUGCCCGCCGAGGGGGGGCCUCCCCCGCGGGCGGCCG
Prorocentrum cordatum is the source of this 1354-nucleotide messenger RNA. Lineage: Eukaryota; Dinophyceae; Prorocentrales; Prorocentraceae. The record is from the annotation of a GenBank genome assembly.